AUGUUCUAUCCGCGCACGCAUAGUGACGAGUUCUCGGGGAGCAGUGCUCGGGGAGCAAAGUGGAGAGGCAAGGGACACGGGACGUUGUAUGCUAUAAAGAGUAACCACCCAAGCGUGCCUCGGUCUCAUCUCCUCACUCACUCGUCUUCUCAUUUUCAUCUAACACCACAUUACCUCAACCACAAUGGCCGAACCUUCCAAGACGUCUGGACAGCUAUCGGAGGAGCAAUCGAGUCGGUCACUGGCUCCACCGAGCCGUCCUCGUGGACCACUGCCGGCAAACAGCAACACGCCAAAGGGGAGACCGAGGUGAAGGCCGCGGAGGCGGAGGCGUACGCCGAAGGCAUGGGCGACCGCGUGCAGGGCAAGGUCGACUCGGUGGUCGGCGCUGCGACCGGCGACAAGGCACAGCAAAUGCAGGGAAACGCCCAGCAUGACAAGGGCAAGCUCAACAUGCAGCUCAACUCGUAG
Cutaneotrichosporon cavernicola is the source of this 471-nucleotide messenger RNA. RefSeq lists its product as uncharacterized. The record is from RefSeq and is a predicted model, not a curated record. NCBI's taxonomy places the organism in Eukaryota, Fungi, Basidiomycota, Tremellomycetes, Trichosporonales, Trichosporonaceae. Bases 1 to 471 code for a protein of 156 amino acids. The transcript is spliced from 4 exons.